Molecule: messenger RNA, 1200 nt
Organism: Aphanomyces invadans
Lineage: Eukaryota; Oomycota; Saprolegniomycetes; Saprolegniales; Verrucalvaceae
Product: hypoxanthine phosphoribosyltransferase
Exons: 4
Coding region: 34-792 (252 amino acids)
Biological process (GO): GMP salvage; hypoxanthine metabolic process; purine ribonucleoside salvage
Molecular function (GO): hypoxanthine phosphoribosyltransferase activity; magnesium ion binding
Source: RefSeq, a predicted model, not a curated record
CAAGAUCGGACGGUGGACAACCCUUGCCCUCGUAUGUUGAAGGGAUCCAAUCAGAGCGGAGAAUCGAGCCAGCAAUCGCUGCCAGCCGCGAAUCUUCUCGAGAUGACCCAGGUCCCCGUCGCCGACAUGACAAGUACCCCUUCGCGAAAGGAGCCUAUCUUUUUGGCCGACGAUGCCAUGUACUCCAAGGAACACUUUCUUAUCCCCAACCACUACAUCGACUACGUGGACAGUGUGUUGAUUCCGCAAGGCUUGAUCAGCGACCGCAUCGAAAAGCUCGCGCAGGACAUUCGCGCCGCGUACCAAGGGCAAACGAUCCAUUUGCUGUGUGUGCUCAAGGGCGGCAGCGCGUUCUUUCACGCGCUGAUUGAAAAGCUUCGCAUGUUCCACAAGUACAACACGUGCGAGUACGUUCCGUUCACGUUCGACUUUAUCAAGGUCAAGUCGUACGAUGGGCUGCACUCGACGGGCAACGUCCAAGUGAGCGGCGCCGACUUGACCAAGUUCAAAGGCAAGCACUUGCUGCUCGUCGAGGACAUUAUCGACACCGGCAAGACGAUGGCCAAGCUCGUGCCGUACCUUCACGAGUCCGAACCAGCCUCCGUCAAAGUCGCGAGCUUGCUGGAGAAGCGCAACCCCGAGUCGUGCGGGUUCCUCGGCAACUUUGUUGGGUUUUCGAUCCCCGACAAGUUUGUCAUUGGGUGCUGCUUGGACUACAACGAGAUUUUCCGUGACUUGGAUCACAUUUGUAUCAUCAACAGCGCUGGGAUCGCCAAGUGGGCGCACCAUUAACCUAGCCAACUCUCCAUAGCUAGCUAGUUCGCCGCCAUAAACAACUACGCAACAUGUGUCUGGUUGUUAUAGGCCGCGGGAUUAAGCAGCGGGCUUGUACUGCGCAGGCGUCCACGUCUUCACGGUCAGGCCAUGCAUACCACCGAUCUCUUCCUUGAUCACUUCGUUGACCAACCGAUGCUGAGCCACACGCGACUUGCCUUCGAACGCCGGUGACACGACCUCGAUCUUGUACAUAGAGCCGCAGCCGCCAGAGAUGUCGUCCACCUGGACGUGCGUAGCAUCGAGAGCCUUGAGCAGCGAUGCACGCAUCGACUCUUCCGCGGUCGUCGCGAACGAUCGAACGGCGGCGAGCGUUGCCACACGGCCACUGCGACGGAGCAUCAUGAACGAACCAAUUUCCACGCG